This is a messenger RNA of Melopsittacus undulatus (budgerigar), 1576 nucleotides long. RefSeq names its product layilin (gene LAYN). The transcript is spliced from 7 exons. The record is from RefSeq and is a predicted model, not a curated record. NCBI's taxonomy places the organism in Eukaryota, Metazoa, Chordata, Aves, Psittaciformes, Psittaculidae. Gene Ontology annotation, molecular function: hyaluronic acid binding. The coding region runs from base 67 to 1167 and encodes 366 amino acids.
CACUCGCAUGGGGUCUCGCAGCGCAGCGAGCCGGGUACCCAGCGCUCAGAGCCGGAGCCGGGGACGAUGCUGGCGGCCGCAGCCCUGUGCGCCGCCGCGCUAGGCUGGGCUGCGGGAGCGCGGCUGCUCAGCGGACAGACAAUUUGUCGUCGUGGAACAGAGCCACCAUGCUACAAAGUGGUUUAUUUUCAUGAUGCUUCACGCAGGAUCAGCUAUGAAGAAGCACAGCUUGCCUGCAGAACUGACGGGGGACAUCUAGUCAGUAUUGAAACAGAAGCAGAGCAAAGACUGAUUGAAAGAUUCAUUGACAGUCUCUUAGCUUCUGAUGGAGACUUUUGGAUAGGGCUUCGGAGGAAAAAGGAGGAGGUAGACAAUAGUACAGACUGCCAGAACCUCUACUUCUGGUCAGAUGGCAGCUCAUCCAACUUCCGGAACUGGUAUGUAGAUGAGCCAUCCUGUGGGAGCGAAAUCUGUGUUGUGAUGUACUACCAGCCAUCUGCCCCACCAGGUGUCGGAGGUCCUUAUAUGUUUCAAUGGAACGAUGACAGAUGCAACAUGAAAAAUAACUUCAUUUGCAAAUAUUCUCUUGAGAAGACAACGAGAGCUCCAGUAGAGAAUUCCCAGAAAAGUGUUGCAACAGAACCCUUAAGCCCACUAUUCCCAGAAGAGCAUCAUAGAAAAGAUGCUAAUGUAACAGUUGUGGAAGCCAAAGAACCUGUUCAGAGUCUUGCCUACAUCCUUUUCCCCAGCAUUCCUGUACUGCUGCUCCUGAUAGUUGUUACAGGCAUCUUCUGGUUUUGGCUUGUUGUGAAGAGGAGACAGGAGCAAACUGAUGCAAGCCCAAAGGAGGAAGAUGCAUGGCUGUCUAACCACAGCAGGAACAGUCCAAAUCUGGAUAUCUACAAAGUUAUCAAGAAGCAAUCAGAAGCAGAUCUGGCUGGAACCAGGCCUGACACUAAGAAUUCUUCCUUUCGUAAACAGGAAGAGAAGGUGCUUGACAGUUUCACCAGUGAUUAUGAUGCAGCAAUGAAUACAUCGAGUGGCUUUGUGACAUUGACCAGUACUGAAAGUGGCUUUGUGACCAAUGAUAUCUAUGAGAUGUGUGGACAUCAUGUGGGAAGGAGCAAGGAAUCGACCUGGGUGGAAAAUGAGAUUUAUGGAUAUUAAGGAAAUGGACCAAAACAAAUCCUGGGAUAUGGAUGACAAAGUGAAUGUUGAUACAAGCUAAUGUGCCUGCCCCAUGCACUUGUUUUAAUAAUAGUAUACGUGAUGUUUAUUCUGGUUUCGCAUUGUCCCUAUAUUCUUCUCUUUCUGAAAGAAUAUGGGUUUUUAAAGAUCCAGACUGAAAGGAUGUGUAUCUUCUGCUCUGCAUCAAGUCUCCUUUCACCUGGGAAUGGCUUGUUAUUUCUCUUUAUUCCUUUUUUUGUACUCCAAAGAUAUGCCUUUGAAACUGAAGUGCAAUCAAAAAUCUGUAUUUAUUUAACUGACUUUCAAAGGUAUUAAAAGUCACUAGUGACUAUGGAUAUAUAUAUAUAUAUAUAUAUAUAAAAACCUAUGGGUUCUCAUAGGUACUGAU